AUGGCUAACCUUGUUCUAGUACUUGUGAAUCUGAUAGCUCUGCCAGCAUUACUAGUGUUUGUCGUCAUAAUAAAUCCCUCCUCCCAUGCCGAUGCAGUGUUCGUAAGCAUCGACUGUGGCUUUACAGGUUCCUCUACUUACAAAGAUGAAAACUCAAUAGUAUGGACAGGGGACGAAGCUUACAUUCAUAAUAAGCACGAGUCUCAAGUGUUCAAUGAGUACUACAGCAGCAACACGCCAGUUGAUUGGACCAGCACUGUAAGAGUGUUCCCAACUUUGAAUAAAAACUGUUACACCAUCCCAAUUGGCAAAGCUGGGGAGAGACUUCUUGUUCGAGCAAGUUUCCGUUACUGGGAUUUUCACAAUAACCCUAAUUAUUCUGCUACUUCUCCCGGCCCGACCUUUGAGCUCCAGUUCGACGGCAACUAUUGGACCACGGUUGUCACCAAACCCUAUGAUAUCGUUUCUUAUGAGGCCAUCUAUGUUGCCAAGGCAAAUACAACGAGCAUAUGCGUUGCUAAAACUAAAGAUAAUCAGCUGCCCUUCAUAUCCGCACUCGAAUUGCGGAGCUUGGAUUUCAAAAUGUACAGCCAUGUUGAUUCCAAUUACGCUCUGCUAUUGGCAAAUAGGCAUACUGACGGUACAAACCAAACUGUUAGGUAUCCAGAUGAUGCAUAUGAUCGAAUUUGGGUUCCGGAAAGUGGUUUUAUAUUUACUAAGACUGUGAAAGGGGAAGCAAGGAGCAUUGAUACUAGUAGUGCACAAGAUAAUCCUCCAGAAGCUGUGUUGCAAGAUGCAGUGGAAACCACAGGCACUCGUUGGUCCUUAGUUCUGGACACCAGCGGACUUCCACAAUCACAAGAUCAAAAAGUGCGCAUCUACAUGACCACCUACUUCUCUGAAGUCAUUCGGCCGCUCAAUUCAUCCACCGACAAAAGAUCCUUACAAGUAUUGGUAGACGGCAACCCGUAUUCGGGCACCAUCGUCCCUCCUUUCGGAAGCGUAUCCACUGUCUACAUUACCAACAUCACAGCUUAUUCCAACACUAAUUUCACUAUUGAGUCAACUUUACAAUCCACGCUUCCUCCUCUCAUCAGUGCCUAUGAACUCUAUACUAUCACUGGCCCUCUAACCCAAGCAACAACCAGCACUAAAGAUGUGGAAGGGCUAGCAGCACUGCAGAGAGAGUUUAAGAUACUGCAGAAAUGGAGUGGCGAUCCCUGUCUUCCAUCAUCCUUUGCAUGGGAAUGGGUUGAAUGCACUAAUACUACUAUUUAUGCCACUCCUCGUGUAACCUCACUGAAACUCAGUGGCUUCGGCCUGUUUGGCCCGCUUCCAGACUUUAGUUCCAUGGAUGGGCUGCAAAAGAUUGAUUUUCACAAUAACAGCUUGGAUGGACCUAUUCCUGAUUUCCUUGGCUCCUUGCCUAAUCUAAAUCUACUUUUAACCGGAAAUUGUCUCUCUGGAAUGUCUUGUCCACCCAACGACGCAUCACCACCACCACCAGCAGGUCCACCACCACCAGAUUCAACACCCUCAGAUUCACCGGCCCCAGGUCGAUCACCACCCGAAGAUUCACCGGCCUCAGGUCCAUCACCACAUAAUUCACCAUCACCAGGUUCUCUGCCACCCUCCGGUCUAUCACCACCUGAUUCACCACUAGUGCUUCAAACACCCUCUUCCAGUGGCCCCAACCAAUAUGAAGCACCCCCGCCUCCUUUAGGCCACCAUAACUCAAGUGAAAUACCCUCUCCAUCAGGAGACAAGGAAUGCAGUGACAAGCCACAGAUGAUACUAGGCAUCAUAAUUCACGUUUCUCUUAUUUCUUUUAUGUUCAGUAACUUCUGA
Molecule: messenger RNA, 1848 nt
Organism: Prunus dulcis (almond)
Lineage: Eukaryota; Viridiplantae; Streptophyta; Magnoliopsida; Rosales; Rosaceae
Exons: 6
Coding region: 1-1848 (615 amino acids)
Source: RefSeq, a predicted model, not a curated record